Molecule: messenger RNA, 1940 nt
Organism: Microdochium trichocladiopsis
Lineage: Eukaryota; Fungi; Ascomycota; Sordariomycetes; Xylariales; Microdochiaceae
Exons: 1
Coding region: 370-1689 (439 amino acids)
Source: RefSeq, a predicted model, not a curated record
AACGGCUUUGACGCGUUCGCUCACCACGACUUGGAUUCCACGACACAGCACGCAUUGUUUUCGUUCCUUCCCGCAGGGACAACGGUGGAAGGCAACAGACGAGGCAGGGCAGCAUCCGAAAAGGAAGGCAAGUGCUUGCCCGUGCAGGUCUCCAAGUGGACGCGACAGGCUGUGGUGGGAUGCCCAAAACACCCCUGAGGCACCCGUGAUCUAUGAACCGCACGUAAGGGGGUAGUUUGUGUGCUCAGUCCGCAGAGGUUGCUUCCUUCCCAAGGUGUUCAGUGACAUGAACUUGCCAAAAUGUCAGGGAUAUGGACAACUCCAAGGUGACCACCACACCACCUUUCCUCAGAGAUCACUCAGGUCAAGAUGGACAGCAACGGCAGGCCGUAUUGCAACGGCCAUCCCGCUGUUGCGCAGGGCAUGACACCAAAUACACUCUCUGGUCAGAGCAGACAGCCUCAUCACUCGAGCUUCAGCAGCGGGUCUCCUUUCACACCACAGAGGGAAUCGCCCGCAGCGGUGACGACGUCUCAGAUCCGGCCACCACAAUUACCAGACUGGGCGAGGCCAAAGCCACCCGUGUCUUCAGCUCAGGAUGGACACAUGUUCACUGGUGGUGGGCAACAGGCCCCGCGGAUCCCCGUGAGGCCGCGAAGUCCAGCCAAGCAGCAUCGGAAUGAGCAACAGCAGCAGGAGCUACUUCGGACAUCUGCCGGCCAGGAGGGGUCGCCAGCACCUCAAUUCACAGUACAGAUCAAGUCGUCGCCGAUCAAAGAGACUUCGUUAUACCGGAAGGUUGACGACGCCCCGUCUGGCAAGGCACCUACGACGACCACGCCGGUAGUGCCGCGCCAGGGCCGGAAGAGGCCCCAACCUGGAGCCAUGGGCGUGGUCAACAUGUUCGCCGCCAUCACCAACGACGUCGGAGGCGGCGGCAGCGGCGGCGGCGUUGAUGGCCUGCCGAGUACCCCCGGGUCCAUCAACAAGAGAGGAAGACCGAAAGGCUGGAAACCGGGCAUGUCGUACGCUGCCAUAAGAGGCAAUCCACCACCCGGAAGCGGCAGUACCGCGGCUCGCGAGAGGGAAAAGGGUCUAGCGAAGCGGCUGACGACGUUGCAUGACAUUGCACGACGCCAGUACCUCCGUGCAAAGCCAGAUUUCGCGCCCUUUGUUUGUGAAUGGGUAGAAGAAUCCGGGGAGCAGUGCCCUGCUGAGCUGCAAAACCUCGAUACCCUACGACGGCAUCUGUUCUGCGUCCACGUGGCAGAAAACAGCGAGCAAGAGGAAGAAUCUGGUCGAGAGAUACAACAAAUCCAGCAGAUAUGUCGUUGGGCAAAGUGUGCACGGCACGAUCCGCCGAUUGUAUACAACAGCGAAGACGCCCUAGACGACCACAUCGAAGCACACCUCCAGGUUAUAGCGUGGUUUGUGGGCGAUGGCCACCAGAAUAAGGGAGCCGCAAAGCAGCACACGGACACUAUACCAUCUUAUCUGCUCGGCAAAGAUGGAACUCAGGCUACGCCGUCCAUCAAAGAUCAGCAACUCGAAACAGAAUCGCAGCGCAAGGAACGGAAACGGAAACUUCGGGCCUUGGAGGCGCAAAGAGACGAGCAUGCGCCGGAUGAGGAAGAGUUUAUGAAACAAACGCUGGGGACCGCCGACGAGGCAGGUGAAGAGCAAGCGUAGAAAAACAAAAUCCUAUAAUCAGGCUCCCCGGCACAGUCGUUGUGGUGGGAGCGGAGCAUUAACCGUCUCCAACGUGGCCGGUUGUUUAUGUAAAUGCUUUCCGGUUGCUUGAAACAGCUACGAACUUUACUGUGCAUACAUACGCGUACCUCUACAUACCCGCUUGCCUGCACAGUCCUUUCUUUUUUGCUCUGGAAAGUGAAGGUAUCCAUGGACACGGUCUGAUCGUCGUCCACGUACGUAUAACCAAG